UGCGUCAAUAGUAUCAUCACACUCAGUCUUAGACCAACUAGCCACAAGCAAGAAAAGCACCUUGCAACUUUCAGCAAAGCUGUAUACUUUUUAGCAAAAGUUAUCAUCAUAGAUUCUUAAACAAAAACUUAACAGCAAGAAACAUCUGCAGUUAUAGAGCAGUCCAUUUCCACUGUAUUGGGGAAACAACCAAUCCAUUCGCAAUGAGUUUUGAAAGUGUACCAUCCAAGUCAGAGGUGAUGAGCUGGAACUCUGCAAACUUGGCUGAUUAUCUCAAAAAAAUGAAACUGUUGGGGUGUGACAGAGUGGUGAAGAAAAGCAAUUUGAGUGGUGCAAGAUUCUUGAACAUGACUGAUAAGGACAUUAAGAAGUUCCCCGCAACACAUAUACCAUUUAUCACGAAGAUCUGCAGAGAUAUUAAUCAGAAUAACAAACAAAAGAAGGGUCUGUUUCAUAGAUCAGAUCAUCGGAUGCCUCCAAACCAAGAACCUAGUCCAGGAGGUUGGGACUCUGAUGAAUUUGACCAAGAUGGAAGUGACAACGACUAUGAGGAGCCAGAUGAUAGUAAUGCGUUUGAAGACAACUACAUAUGUGCAGCAUCAUGUGAUACUGAAGAUGAUGAGAAUGCAGAUGAUGACUAUGAACCGCCUCCUGCCGAAACACCUUCUGAAUUACCGUCUCACUUUCGUGUUGCCAAGCCUCUUGGUGAUGGUGAUUAUUUAGACAGCGGCCCACGUGGUUCUGCAAGACCAAAUCAGAACAAGUUAGCAUCUCAUCCCAGAGGACUUUUGAAUACACCUAAGCCUCCAUCACGACCGGAUCCCUCUCCACACAGGCCUUUCGUUCCCCCCGCUCAAAGCAAACCUGCUUUGCCAAUGGUAGAUCGGAGUAAGAAACCUGGCUCAUCUGCUCCGUCAAAAAAAGCAAAUUUACCCACAAAAAGAUUUAAUAUCCAACAGAGGGAUGAUCUUCCUCCUCCACCUGUAGAAGUGAUGGGGCAGGACAUGGAUCCACGGUGGUAUGUCGGGCAAAUGUCACGAGGACAGGCCGAAGUCUCACUCAGACAAAUUAAAAGAGAUGGCACUUUCUUGGUGAGAGACAGUUCAAAGGGCUGCACAGAGCAGCCAUACACACUCAUGGUGCUACACCAGCAAAAAGUGUACAACAUCCAGAUCCGUUUCCUUGGAAACAGCGAUGGAUAUUCCCUGGGCACGGGCCUAAAUGGGAUUGAGAAUUUCUCCAGUGUCAUGGACAUGAUCACGCACCACAUGAAUACCCCACUGAUUCUGAUAGACGGAGCGGAGCGUGGAGCUGGACUUCAUCGGCAGUGCUGCCUCAUGCACCCGGCGGGUUUCUGACCCACAAAGCAGAAGAGCAAUCUACUGUAUAUAGCUAAUACUGACUGGAUUCCAGUGUCAAACAGACUUUGAUGGAAUUCAGACACGCUGUCUGUGAAAUGGCGCAACUGCAAUGUUGCCAAUCAACACCAAUAUAUCUUAGCACUAAAAAAUGAAGUGCAUGACUAAAUGAAUAAAUCAUAUUCAGUUUAAUUCGAUCAGACAUGACUGUGUACAAUUUUAAAGACAAAUCUUUAAACACAUCUUUACAUCUUUAAAUUAUCAAUGUUAAAAUCAAGAUGCAUUUUAGACUUAAUUUUAGCUGGAGGCAACUGUACUUAUUAUUAUCAACUCUGAAAAUGUAUAUUUGUCUGUUCUUAAUUAAAUAUCCCUAAUGCUUUUAGAGUUUGAACCAUGUUUUCGAAUAAACUGUGAUGUUUAAGUGAAAAAGC
Molecule: messenger RNA, 1789 nt
Organism: Carassius auratus (goldfish)
Lineage: Eukaryota; Metazoa; Chordata; Actinopteri; Cypriniformes; Cyprinidae
Product: lymphocyte cytosolic protein 2-like
Exons: 15
Coding region: 204-1358 (384 amino acids)
Biological process (GO): cell surface receptor protein tyrosine kinase signaling pathway; intracellular signal transduction
Source: RefSeq, a predicted model, not a curated record